Molecule: messenger RNA, 3596 nt
Organism: Teleopsis dalmanni
Lineage: Eukaryota; Metazoa; Arthropoda; Insecta; Diptera; Diopsidae
Exons: 15
Coding region: 45-3578 (1177 amino acids)
Molecular function (GO): microtubule binding; beta-tubulin binding
Source: RefSeq, a predicted model, not a curated record
UUGAAAUUGAUUUAUAUAAAAAGAACAUUAAUUAAAAAUUAAAUAUGGCUAAAUCUGCAAAAUCUGGGAAAUCUGGGAAAUCUGGAAAAUCUGGAAAAUCUGGAAAAUCUGAAAAAUCAUCUGAAGACACUGGGUCAUCUGGAAAAACUGGAAAAAGUGGAAAAUCUAAAAAGUCUAAAAAAUCUAAAAAAGGAAAACGUGAAAAAGGGCCUACUGAGAAAAUUUAUAAAAUAUUAACUCCAGAGCAGAUAGAAAAUAACGAGUUGAAUUUUCAAAUGCGGGUUUCUAGUUUAAAAGUUUGUACUGAUAUAAUCGACGAGGCAGCUCUUGCUUUACAAAGACAAUAUGCAAAGACACGAGAGGAUAAAGAUUGGGAAACUUAUUUACGCUGCGAUGGUCUACCGCUACCAAAAGAACCAUGGAAUAUAGGAAAAUUUUUUGAAAAACUUCGGUAUUAUGAAAAGAAAGACGUUGAUCACACCAUUAACUGGAUGUUAGAUAUUGACGAGCGCAGUUUUUUAACACAGAACUCAGAUAUAAAAGAUAAUACCAAAAGAGCAUUAGAAAAGGAAAAAAAACCAAAUUUUGGUACAAAAUAUGAAACAAAUAUUAAAAAGGCACUACAGGUGUUGGAUAAUAUUUAUUAUUUUUUUGAAGAUGAAGAAGUUUUAGAUAAGAUCCCAUACCGUAUAUUGGAAGAGAUAAUAGAGCGUCAACCAUAUAUACAUAAAGAAAUAAAUGAGUUCUUUAAUCGACUAACUUAUCGAUUACUAUGCGCUGAGGAAGCAUAUAUGAAUUAUGUAGACGCUACUACGGCUGAAUAUUGCUACGAAGGCAAUUAUUUCUCUUUUCAUUUAUGGACUAUUAAAAGUGUACCAUUUGAUUUUAAAUUAUCAGUACCUCAAAGGUUUCUGGUAGCAGAUCUUCACCAGGUGAAAUGUUCCCUGGAAAUACCAUUCUCCAUGCUUGAAGAUAACUUAACAAUACGAGCCAUACAUACCACUUACGACCAUUUUAGUGAGUAUGCUAAAAGUUUCGAUGCAUUUUUAUCCGACAAUUAUAGUGAAGUGCCAUCUUUGGGCGAUGUUCUAAUAAAUGAAAGGCACAUGGAGAAAGACCUUCAAGAUGAAAUUCGUAAUAAAAUCAAUGCUAAGCGUGCAGAAUAUGAAGAAAAACUUGCUUUGCUAGAAGCAGAACUAGCGGAAAAAGCUAAAAACAAAGAUGAUAAAGGCAAGAAAAAGAAGAAAGGUAAGCCUAAAUUAACAAAAGUACCAAAAGAGCCGCAAAUGAUAUUACCUGGCCAUGCACCAGAUGUAUCAGAUGAAUUUCCUUCCCUGGAGGAUCAACAAUAUAUAGAUUUCAUUAAUACCGCGUUUAGUCCAUAUUCGAUGAAAUUAAGGGAUUCCGAAAUCAAUUUGAAGAAGCACUUGAUUGUAGGUGGUAUUUACAACUUUGAAUUUGUAACUAAGCCACAACAUCAUGAUUUGAAUUCAUUCAAUGUCACCAGUCAUGAGAACAAUGGAGAUUUACAAGUAAAAAAGGACGUUCUUAUAAAAAGAGCAAUUGAAGACAUACCGUCAGAUUUCUCUUAUAGAAUGUCGAAAUUUGGUAGAUUAAGUACCGCGUCUGCACGGGAUUCUGUAACAUCAUUGCAAAAAUUCAAUGCAACCGAAUCUGCUGCAACAACUGGAUUGUUUAUCAUACACCUUGAUUUGCCAGAGUAUUUGUGCCGGUGGAGUGAUCCCAUUGCUUGUCAUUUUGAAGCCGACCUAACGGAUUAUAUUGACAGUAUUAUUCAACGAGAAAAUGUUAGAGUUCGAUCGCGUCGUCGGAGGAGCAGAUUUUCCUCAAAAAGUACUCGAAAAAGUGCAACAUCAAAAUCUUUAGCAUUGGUACGAGUAAGUAAACCUGAAGUAACUGAAUUGAUUGCAUCAGUUCCACCACCUCCGAAAACAAUGCCAAUAAACUAUCCAAGACUUUUGCCAUAUCGACAAAUGGACGCAGAGAGAGUGCAUCGUUCGGUGCCAAUUUUUAGAAGAAAACCUAUUGAACAUCAAAUGUCAGACUCUGAAAAAAAGAUCAUUCUAGAUGAUAUCCCACUAGAUAAGCAAUUAACUAAAAGCGAAUUACGAAAUAUUAAGCGCCAUCUUAUGCCUUUAAUUUUAGCAUCAUAUAAAUUUCCAUUAGAAAAAUAUGAUGAGGAGAAUGAGAAAAAAAAUAUAGAAAUAAUGAAACAGCAGAAAUUGUUGGUAUAUCGUAGAAUCUCUUAUCAUGCUCAGGCUAAAAAGCAGAUAGCGCACAUAUUUAGCGAGCACAGGCAAAGAAAUCCGGAACGUUUAUUUCCGAUAUUUGCCAAAAUAGAAAAUACAAAUGCAUUUGAUGAGAUAAAAGAAAUAAUACCGAAUAAGGAGCCAGAGACACUUUUUGAAUUAAUGGCAAUAUUUAAAGCAAUUAAAGAGUACUGCCGGAAAAAGUAUUUGAGAGUCGCAUCAGUAAAUUUUAAAUCUAAGGUUAAAUUUAAAAAAAAAAAAAUACCAUAUGAAAAAUCAAAGAUCAACUUACCAGAAACCACAUCAAUGAAGUCAAUGCAAGAAGACGUUCCACCUGUGCAUUCUGAACAGAAUGCACAAAAUCUGAUGAUCGGCAAUAAUGAGGAAGAGUUUGGUGAAGAAUAUGAAGACGAUGAGGAGGAAGAGGAGGAGGAAGAAGAAGAAUUCAAUAUUGUAGAAACAGCUGAAUUCGAAGAAAAUAUUAAACGAUUUCCAUUUUUAUAUAGUCAUUGGACAACCAAGUAUAUUUCAGAUGUGAAUUACAAUAAGGAAGAAAAAAAAAUUUCUAUAACAACCAACCGUCUUGGAGUUAUUGGAUUCGCUGUACCACGUUAUGAGCAUUUUCCGUUUCAAUAUUGGAGUAUUGAAGGAAAUCCCGAGAAGGAAAAUGAAGUAACAUUUACCUUAGAAACGAUACAUGCAAAAUGUGUUUUUACUAUAACCGAUAAGGGCUAUACAGGUUAUGCUACAAACCGUGAAAAGAAAUUUCAAGUUACGAGGCCUAUAUAUAUAAAUAUAGAGGAACCUAUUACCGAAUUUAGGGAACUAAAAAGGCGAUUUCGUGAAGUGAACUUAAAUAUAUUUCCGGAUCAAGAUGCUUCAUUCUAUGUAAAGGGUGGGUACUUUUCUGAGAAACAUUUGGCCUGUGAGCUACACAUUUAUAAUGCCAUAGCAAUACAUGCAGCAAAAAUAUUGUUUUGGCAUUCAAGUUGGAAUCGUUUGGCGAAACGUCGUGAUUUACUAUUAAACUUUCUUCACUGUGAAGAUCGCAAGGAAAACGUUAAUCGUGCACAUAUCACUCCUACUGACGCCUCAUUCGUGGAAGUACAGGAAGUGUGCUCGGAUAAUCUUAACGAAAUAAUCUUACAGUAUGACUUAACUUGGAAAAAUGUUGAACAUUUUAUAGACUUACAUCAGUUAAUAUUGUCUCAAUAUCCGAAUGCCAAUGAUUAUCGCAUACAUAACUUCAAUUUAAUUUUUAAUAUUAAAAAUCUACUGAAAGAAUUGAGAUUAUUAAGUUAUUCAUAAAUAUAAAUGCUUGUUUUA